GUUGCCAGCUCCCAGGGGGUUUGAUGGAGUGAGGAGGAUCCGGCCCUGAUCUGCUCCCCACGUUGCCACCUGACGACCCCUGUGGCGGGAUGGGUGAUCCGUUUGAUGAUAUGGAGAUGGAUGCAUGUUUUUCUUUCUCCUUUUUCCUGUUUCCUCUUUUUUCCUUUCUCUCUCUCUUUCCUUGUUUGUUUUGUUCUUGUUUUCUGUUUUUAUACUUGACGGUUUCCCCCGGCGGGCUCCGUCGGGCCGGGGGAGUGGGGCGGGAUGUGAGCUGUCGGGUGGAUCUGAACCGCCACAUACGCCCCCAUGACUUGUUUCUAUUGUGUUGCAUAUCGACGUGUCGCUACCAGGGGAGGAGGAGUGUAAUAUGGCGAGGCAGAUGGCCGAGUUCUUCUCGACUCCGAUGGGGACGGGGAAUGAGACCUCGCUGGUUCGAGGAUCGAUCGCCCCGAGUUCUUGUCACCGGAUUGGGAGGAUUUGGUCUCUCCUUGUGCAGGAUACCUGGCGACGGUGAUACCCGGUUGAAUGAUUUAUCUUAUUUCUAUCUAUUUCUUUGCCCCCUAUCCUCCUCUCUUUAUGUUGUUGCGUGAGUUUUGGCGGGCGAAUUUGAUGAUUCUUUUUUCCUGUCUUGUUUGUGAUACUUCCAAGUCCCGACGCCCUCUGCACCGUUCUGCUGUUUUCCCUUUUGAUUUUUGAUUUUUGAUUUUUUUUUUUGCCUCUGUUUCUCAAGAUGUAAUUAUAUGUGGUAUGGGAUCCCUACAGACCGGAAGAUGGUGGAUGAGGGGGUUCCAUCAAUGAGAUGCUCAUUGUCAUGGUGUUUUGAGCAACACGGACAGUUGCCAUUGACUUGAUGUAGUGGAAGUUGGUGGAACGGACGAUUAUUUAAUACUAAUUUUAAUCAUGGCAGUGACGAUUUGACA
Aspergillus campestris IBT 28561 is the source of this 920-nucleotide messenger RNA. RefSeq lists its product as uncharacterized. Bases 90 to 590 code for a protein of 166 amino acids. NCBI's taxonomy places the organism in Eukaryota, Fungi, Ascomycota, Eurotiomycetes, Eurotiales, Aspergillaceae. The record is from RefSeq and is a predicted model, not a curated record. The transcript has a single exon.